GGGUGAACUCCAGCAGGGCUUCUGGAAGCCAGCUCGCCUCUGGGGGGUCCUGGCCGUGGCAGGUCAGCCUCCAGGUUGCUGGCUCGCACCGUUGUGGAGGAACCAUCAUCUCUCCCUACUGGAUCAUCACUGCAGCUCACUGCGUAACCAGGACGCCUAGUCCUGAAGACUGGAGAGUGUAUGCUGGGAUAGUAGGUCCAUUAGACACUCUAUUUAACCCUGGGUACUCUGUGAAUCAGAUCAUAGCCCAUGAAGGCUACGACAGCCUGACGCAGCAGAAUGACAUCGCUCUCGUGAGACUCUCUAAACAUCUGGACAUGACAGGCUCCAGUAAAAUCGGACCUGUGUGCCUCCCAAAUGCUGGACUGAACAUCACUGCUCCUGAGACGUUCUGGGUAACAUUUUACGGCCAAAUAACAAAUGGAGACUCUCGCUUUCUGUACCUGGUGGAAGCUCAGGUCUCGCUCACAGAUUCUGCAGAGUGCAACAGCUCCAUGGCUUACGACGGCAAGAUAUCACAGGACAUGCUGUGCACCAGGCAGAUGAAGGCAGAAGACAGAAGGUGCCAUUCUGACAGCGGCGGCCCUCUGGUGUCCUUCAGGGAUGGACUGUGGUGGUUCGUAGGGGACAGCAUUUGGCCGGAAAACUGCAGCGUGCAAAGUAAACCCGGGGUUUAUGGUGAUAUCACACACUUCCUGGACUGGAUCUACUAUCAGAUGAAGAAGCAUCAGGAAUCCUGACUGCAGGAGCGAAGAUGGUCAAUCUCAGAUGAAGGAGUUCAACAUCUGCAUUAGACAAUGAUUUCCUUCUUUGUCGUGUUCCUGCUACGUUCAAACUUAUCUGCAGCACUGUUUGGUUUAAAGUCUUUAGCUUUAUUAUCUUAUGUAAGUAAUGCUGUGUGGUUUGAGGUUUUUAUGUAAAGAACAGGAUUCAAUUAGCGCACGCA
This is a messenger RNA of Cololabis saira (Pacific saury), 946 nucleotides long. Its product is annotated as transmembrane protease serine 2-like. NCBI's taxonomy places the organism in Eukaryota, Metazoa, Chordata, Actinopteri, Beloniformes, Belonidae. The record is from RefSeq and is a predicted model, not a curated record. The transcript is spliced from 6 exons. Gene Ontology annotation, molecular function: serine-type endopeptidase activity. Gene Ontology annotation, biological process: proteolysis. Bases 318 to 740 code for a protein of 140 amino acids.